AUGAGCCAUCCGACCAACGAUCUUCCCUCCGCCGACCUCAAGCCCCGCCCCCGGACUCGACGACCCUUCGAACUCGGCUCAGCUCCGAACUCAGCUCCGCCAACACCACCUUCAGAAGCUCAGAAUUUCACAAACGGCUUAAGCUUAGAUACAAGCGGUGCUUCAAAGAUGAGCAGCGACGUGAAUGGCAGUGCGACACCUUCGAGAAACAGAAGUUUCCUCAACUUGACGGGCUCAACACUUCUUGGGAUCUACCAGCCGGCAGGAUUAGACACAGAUACCGCGAAUCCUACACCGUGGGGCACAGGCGCGCAGACACCAGCUGCGGAUAGCAGGAAUGGAAGCUUCGACUUUACGAGGGCGACCUUGCCUGAUACAGCGUUUCAGAAGGGUGCAGAUGGAAAGAUACGGCGAAAGAGUACAGUGCCACAACAACGGUUUCAGGCGCGAAGGAAAGGAUUCAAGGGUUAUGUGCUGCCUAUGAUCGGAAGAGGGGUGGCAUUGUUCGGCGUUGGAAUGUUGUACGGGCUGUCGAUCAGCCAUUUGCAUGAUCAGCAGAAGAUCGCGCCAGUGACUGUAAAUCUUGAUCGGUCAAGAUGGAGCUAUCUGGCUACAUGGGGCUUCAUUGGUGUUCUUCUGGGUGAAGCGUUGCCUUGGGCGGAUGCAUUAUGGGCGGAUGAAGACGAGGAUUCUGUGGACGAUGCGGACACUCAGCGCACGCAGAAGAAUGCUCGAACAAUGGACGCCUGGAUGGACGUGGUACGCUCAAUCGGAGCAUUUGUCGGCAUUGCCUUUGCAAUUCGAAAACUGCCAUGGCAAUCAACGUUGCAGCUUUCGUUGACCCUAGCGCUCGCCAACCCUGCGGUGUGGUAUCUGAUCGACCGAUCUCCACCAGGCUUCAUCAUGUCGACGAUUGUCGCGCUGGGUGGCACAGCAGUAUUGCUAGGCAUCAAUCCAACAUUGGUACAUUCGCCAUCGCCGUCGCAGGCUCUGAACGGCGGUGUCGGGAGUCGUGGAGGCCUGAAUGAUACUUUUGGUGCGUUGAAGAGCGAGGAGUUGGUGCUUGGGAUUUUCAGCCACGAGUCGGUCGGCGUCGCGACUUGGAUCGCAAGUGUGCUCUUCGUAAGCUCGGUCUGCUUUGGCAAUAUUGGAAGGCAAUUGGCGCCGCAGAGAGUCUAA
Fulvia fulva is the source of this 1179-nucleotide messenger RNA. RefSeq lists its product as uncharacterized. The transcript has a single exon. NCBI's taxonomy places the organism in Eukaryota, Fungi, Ascomycota, Dothideomycetes, Mycosphaerellales, Mycosphaerellaceae. Gene Ontology annotation, biological process: sterol biosynthetic process. Gene Ontology annotation, cellular component: endoplasmic reticulum. The coding region runs from base 1 to 1179 and encodes 392 amino acids. The record is from RefSeq and is a predicted model, not a curated record.